AUGAGUUUUGGAAUUCGUCUUCUUUUGUUCCUCAUACUAACCCUUCCACUUGUUACAUCUUCUGCACGCAACACUCUCUCUGUUUCAGAAUUUGGAAAGACAAGGAUUGCAAGGAAAUCGUUGAUGGUGAACAUCGAGGAUUAUGGUGAUCCAUCUGCUAACACCAGACACGAUCCCAGCUUUCCAACCGAUGCAAAGGCUGACACAACACCUUAAAA
This is a messenger RNA of Eutrema salsugineum, 218 nucleotides long. Its product is annotated as protein PSY2. The transcript has 2 exons. The record is from RefSeq and is a predicted model, not a curated record. Lineage: Eukaryota; Viridiplantae; Streptophyta; Magnoliopsida; Brassicales; Brassicaceae. The coding region runs from base 1 to 216 and encodes 71 amino acids.